AUGAUACUGGCAGAAGAGAAGAUGAGGCACCGAGAUAGGGAACUACAAACGGAUCCCUCCUCCGGAUCGUACAAUUUGGAUCAGCAGGAGGUGUGCGGAGGUGAAGAACUUGAAAGAAUUGCAGUAUCAAGGAAACUGUUCAGGGAGCUAUCAUGCAACUCGAAUGUCAGAACAAACGUGGUACCAGAAGAUGACAGGAAGGUCCUGAGGAGGAUAGUCUGCGUCAAACUGAAAGAUGACAUCCAAAGUCUAGGAGAAAUGAACAGUCAAAAAAUGGCACUGAAGGAACAGGUCAAGGCGAGAUAUAGGCUAUCGGAUCUGAUACGUGCCCAAAAGAAUGACAGAAUGACAAGCAACCUCUCCAAAUGGAUCCGGACGGGGACCGAGGCGAAAAGGGAAAGGGGACCUGGAAGAAGGAAGCUACAAGUUCUUGAGCCAGUUCUAGGUUUGCUCUAUCACACAGCUGAUGGGGUGGUAGCAUGCAGGAGAAAGGAUGAGGAGAAGAUACUACACAAGCAUAUCCUCAUCAUACUACCACAGUUGUACCAGGCAGAGGUGAUAUUCAGAUUGCACGACCAAAUGGGGCAUCAGGGGAUAGAUAAAGUGAAAGACCCACGGAAGAUGAAGUUACCACUCAAGCCCGUUGAGAGCUCGGAAUUCAACGAGGUUGUGCAGAUAGACCAUCAGAAGAUCUGCAUGACAGAGUCGGGGUAUAACCAGAUACUGGUCAUAAUAGACCACUUUUCAAAGUUGGCGGAAGCGGUGCCCUAUCAAACAGCCUCAGCGGAGGAGACUUUUGACCACUUGAUAACACAUUGGAAAUCACGAUAUGGUUGUCCGAUGACAUUUCAGUCGAACAACGGGAAGGCCUUUGUGGGUGACCUGACAAAAAAAUUGAUGAAGAGGUCUUACAUUGCUCAAGCGCACUCAACGACUUACCAUCCUCAGACUAACGGGUUAGUGGAGAGACAGAACAGAACGUUGGUGAACAUGCCGAUGGUAUAUGGUCGAGAUGCAUGA
Symsagittifera roscoffensis is the source of this 1020-nucleotide messenger RNA. RefSeq lists its product as uncharacterized. The transcript is spliced from 2 exons. The record is from RefSeq and is a predicted model, not a curated record. NCBI's taxonomy places the organism in Eukaryota, Metazoa, Xenacoelomorpha, Acoela, Convolutidae. Gene Ontology annotation, molecular function: nucleic acid binding. The coding region runs from base 1 to 1020 and encodes 339 amino acids. Gene Ontology annotation, biological process: DNA integration.